Molecule: messenger RNA, 2427 nt
Organism: Dendronephthya gigantea
Lineage: Eukaryota; Metazoa; Cnidaria; Anthozoa; Malacalcyonacea; Nephtheidae
Product: regulator of G-protein signaling 19-like
Exons: 4
Coding region: 1313-1774 (153 amino acids)
Source: RefSeq, a predicted model, not a curated record
GGGCUCCCAGCAUUCAAGAGUAAAUCCCGUCGUGAACAACGACACAGUUGCCGACCCACAAGCGUUUUCCUCUUGUUGCUCAAGGUCUGUAUAUAACGUCCUUUGUAAUCAUAUCUAACCCUGAUUCACGAAUUCUCGGCGGCAGUACACUCCACGAACGAACAAAAGGCGCAAUUAAUUUAGUCUGAUAUACACACACACACGGCAGUAAUAAUGAUAAUCAUUUCAUAUUGUUUUAUUCUUUGUUGUAAAGCCGCUUGCAAUGAUAUUAGAAGAUUUGCGAAAUAAAUGCCGGUGAUUAAAAGACGAGACAUUAAUAAUGAAAGCAGUAUAUUGCUUUUUGUUGUUCUCUCAGCUCGUAAAUUUUAUCAAACUUUAUUUUGGAACGCGCUCGUGACUCUAAGGAGGCUGGGACGAGAAUUGGGCUCCAAUCUCUUUCUUUCGUUUCGGCUGCGCGGUUCAGAAGAAGCAAUAAAAUUUUCACGAUAGAAUCUUGCGUGUUUUCAUAAAAACUGACUCGUAUCCAAAAUACUCUACCUAUGACGGCUAGGAAAUUAUGAUUCAUGGCUGUUCAUGGCGGUUCAACGGCUCAACCAUCAUUUUAACUUGCGGUUGUAGGUUAUAAAACAUUACUAUGCUUGGAAACCAAACGUGAUUGACAAGCAUUCACGAGCAGACAUUUUGCGGUUCACGUUUAAAAAAUUUAUGAAUUAUGACAUUGAGGAGUUAAAGUGUAUAGUAUGACACGUAAAGUAUCCCUUGCUAACGUGGGCGAUAUGCCUUGCGUUGUCAACACACGUUAUGCCGUAACCAACAUUUGUCGUGAUGAAAAUCAGAAAAUAGUUCAGCUUUUCCGGAAUACAAACCCUUCUGACCCUUCGAGCGAAGCGCUGAGAAGUUUUCGUAGGUAACUUAGGCCAUUGCUGAACUUAUUUCGUCAAAAGAUAUUUGAGCUUACAUGCAGAAAUAUUCUUAAUGUGUCAAGAAAAUUUUCAUGUCAGGCAUUUUGAUUUCUGAAUCAGCAUGUGCGCUGUGGAGAGGUAAUUGGGCGGAUGUGAAUCUUAUUAAGACACGACUGGUGUCCGCUUGGCCUCGCGGUUUUAAUACUCGCGUGAUCAAUUAGAUGUUUCAUAAUCAAAUGAACGGACAGAACGGUGGUGAGCUAGCUAUUAAAGUAUUAGCCACUGGCCUGACAACUAGACUGAGAAGCGCUGUUGGUUUGCGCAGGAUAUACACACGGUUCUAGACAGAAAUAAAUCUUGUUAGACCGAGGCGGAAUACGCGCUGAUAGGAAUAAAAUACUACUGUUUACAUGGCUUCGAAAGAUUCAAGGUGGACGUUCAAUUUGAGUACGAACAAGCAAGUUUCAGCUGGUGUUCCGAGGCCAACACCGGAGGAAGCCAAGCUUUGGACAACAAAUUUUGACGCCUUGCUCGCCAACGAAUAUGGAUUAGGCUUGUUUAAGGAUUUUGUUAAAAGUCAACAUUGUUGUGAAAAUUUAAAUUUCUGGUUGGACGUGGAAAAGUACAAACACGCAAGCGGUGACCUAAGAGAAAGCGAGGCGAAGCGAAUAUAUGAAACGUAUAUCUCUAUCAUGUCACCCACUGAGAUCAGCAUCGAUUCAAAGACAAGGAAUACAGUUGAAAUGAACAUGGAAAAUCCAUCGUCGACUACGUUUCAACCCGCUCAAGAACAAAUCUAUUAUCUAAUGAAAAGAGACAUUUUGCCGAGGUUUCUGAAGUCAAAGCAAUACAAACAGCUGCGAAGUCGCUAACAGCGUUAUCGUAUUGACGAGCUGUGUUUACGAAAACAACUCUAUUUUAUAUACAAUGAUAUCCAAAGUGUAAACACUAUCGUUGAACAAAGAAUACACAAGAAUCAUGGAUCUACAAAUCCUACAAUUUUAGGGGAAACAGGGGAGAUUAUUUGUACAUAUUUAAAAGAAAGUUGGAUUACCACAAGGAACUUGGAAAGUCAACUUGGUGGAUUUUAAUGAAAAAAGAUUUAUUUAUUUUGCUCUAAAGAGUACUCGAAGUGGGUGUAGCAAUUUUUCAACAAUUUUUUGAAGGGAUUUUGUGCAAGAUCUGGUGAAAAACGUUUUUGGGUAGCAUGUGUUUGUUAUGACAAUGGACCUGGGACGUUAAAAAAAACGUUCGUGGAUGCAUUUGAACAGAAAAAGCGACGUGGUGAUUGCAGAUCAUGUUUGAAAUUCAAUUUAGAUUAUAUUUAACACUCCUAGAGUGUCCGCAAAUAUAUAUAUAUAUUGCUUUGUGACUAUGUAUGACUUCGAAAAAAAUCGCUUUGCGCUAAAAUUUUCACUAGAAAUUUUGAAAACUGACAAGUUUAGUUCCUUGUACAUUUCUGCAGUCUAUCUUCGCUCUUCCAUAUAUAAAGAAACAAAAGAAACAUGACAAAAAAAACUGGGAU